Molecule: messenger RNA, 1098 nt
Organism: Ostreococcus lucimarinus CCE9901
Lineage: Eukaryota; Viridiplantae; Chlorophyta; Mamiellophyceae; Mamiellales; Bathycoccaceae
Exons: 1
Coding region: 1-1098 (365 amino acids)
Biological process (GO): mRNA splicing, via spliceosome
Cellular component (GO): U2-type spliceosomal complex; U2 snRNP
Molecular function (GO): RNA binding
Source: RefSeq, a predicted model, not a curated record
AUGACGUACGACGGCGCGAGCGACGCGGAGGAAAUCGCGCGCGCGGUGAAGACGUUCGACGCGAUCAACGCGCUGCGACGAGCGACGGAGGAGGACGCGGGGGAGGGGGAGGACGCGAGACGCGCGAGAAAGCGCGCGGCGGCGCUGGAACGCGCGGCGGAGCGCGCGAAGCGCGCGAAGGCGAAGCGACAGGGCGAGGGAUUCGAUGGGAAUAAAAAUGUGAAGUCGACGGGGGCGUACGUGACGGGGCUGCCGUCGGACGCGACGGAGGAGGAGUUGGGGGAGGCGUUUAAAAAGUGCGGCGUGGUGAAGCUGGACGCGAAGACGGGACGAGCGAGGGUGAAGGUGUACAGGGAUGCGGACGGGAAGGUGAAGGGAGAUGGGUUGGUGGUGUUUUUGAAGGCGCCGAGCGUGGAUUUAGCGAUCGCGCUGUUGGAUCAGACGGAGUUGAGGCUUGGGGACGCGACGACGAGGAUGACGGUGACGGCGGCCAAGUUUGAGGCCAAGGCGCGGGGGGACGACGAAGGUGGGGGGGCGAAAGUCGCGGCGAAAGCGAGCGGUGGCGGCGCGCGAAUGACGAAGGCCGAUCGCAAACGCGCGGCCGCUCUUCUGAAAAGGCAAGAGGCGGAGGCGUUGGGAUGGGCGGGUUUCGACGACGACGUCGACGCGAAGAAGCUCAUCGUCGUCUUGCGGCGGAUGUUUACUUUAGAAGAGAUGUACGCCGACGCAAAUUUGCGUAAAGAGCUCGAAGAAGACGUUAUGGAGGAAGCGCAGCGUACGUGCGGGCCGGUGAUGAGCGUGAAGACGUACACGACGUCGCAAGAUGGAACGAUGACGAUUCGCUUCAAAUCUCUCGAAGCCGUCGAAGCGUGCGUCAAGGCGUGGAACGGUCGCUGGUUUGACGGUAGACAAAUAGAAGCCUCGAUGUGGGACGGAAAGAGUAAGUUUGUGAGCCAACGUGACGAGAGCGAGGCGGCGCAACGUGCGCGGUUAGACGCGUACGCCGCCGAACUCGGCGGCGGCUCGGACGCCGAAGACGCCGAAGACGACGACGACGACGUCGACGACGACGACGAACAUUCCGACGACGAACAAUAG